This is a messenger RNA of Drosophila eugracilis, 847 nucleotides long. RefSeq lists its product as uncharacterized. The record is from RefSeq and is a predicted model, not a curated record. NCBI's taxonomy places the organism in Eukaryota, Metazoa, Arthropoda, Insecta, Diptera, Drosophilidae. The transcript is spliced from 3 exons. Bases 123 to 812 code for a protein of 229 amino acids.
AUCCUAUAAAUAGCGUCUGCAUCUAUUGGUCUAUUAAUACAAAAUGAAAACACAACCCAACGGCACGAAAAACGCACAUUUCUGAACAAUUUGUAUUUAUUUCAACAUUAUUUUUUAAUAAAAUGGCCGAGAAUACCCAGGAGGGAGCCGUUGGUGGCGAUCUGAACAACAAUAUCACAAACAAUGCCCAGGAGGAAGUGAAUCUGCCGGAGCAACCGCAGAACGAACUGCUCGACAUGGUUUUCACGUUGGAAAGCGAAAAACAAGCGCUGCUAGAGGAGUCUCGCAAGCGGAUCGGAGCACUCCGCAAAGACUUUGAGGAAGCUAAGGUGGAAAAUGAACGUUUAAAACGGCGAGUGGUGCAGCUUGAGCAGUCCCUCAAGCAGUCUGUAAUGCUUGGCGGCACAGAUGCACCCAAGUCCCGGCAAGAACAGGAAGAGUUGUUGUUGAAAGCCAAAACACUGCUGUUCGAGAAAACUAAGGUGAAUAAACAACAGGAGCAGCAGAUAGCCGUGCUCAAGACCCAGGUGGAUACGGUCAAGGAUGUGCUGCAGGUGACAAAGGACAUGCUGCAACUGAAGACUGCUGAGUGCGAUCACACACAGGCACGUUUGGAGAAGAGCCAGCUGUGGAUAAAGGCAGAGCAGGAUAAGUGUGUGCUUACGGAGAAAAAACUGGCCAUCUCUAAGGGUGUUUACGACAAACUUCGUUCAGAGUACGACACUCAGUCCAGGAUAUUCAAGGAUCUUAAAUCCGCGUACGAGCAGAAGCUAAAGGUUCUCACCGUGGCUUUGGAGGAAGCCAAAAAGUAGCUGAACAAUUUAAUAAACUACGUUAAUUAAAUGCA